UGGCGUUUUAACUGUGGACGGUUGCUACUCGCACUCGCUGGCGGAUUAACGGCAUAGAUAUACAUACAUAUAUGUACACAUGCAGCUACAUAUAUAUAUCUAUAUAUCUGGAGCUAUUAUGUGCAAGUCUGCGUAGAGAGAAGGGAGAGGCGUUCAACAAACAACAAAAAAACACCCAUUCUUAACGAAAUUUAGCGCAAAUCUAAACCAAAAUACUGCUACGAACAUUCCAAACAUAAAAAUCAACCAACAAAAAACCGAUAAAAUGUUGUACCAACGCAGUUGAUUAAGAAAAACUCACCCAAAAAAAAAAAAAACAAAAUCAACACCAAUAAAUCUAUAUAUAUAAAUAAUUAAAAAUAUAUAAUAUAUUCAUAAUCGAUAAGCGUUCAACCUUAAGCCCACAAGGAAAAUAGCUUAAACAAAGAACUAGCUUUAUAGACAGGACACCCUCCUACAACAACAACCAAACACACAAAACCAAAGUGACAAAAACCAAUUAAAACCAAAUUCUGAAGUAAAGCCCGAUAAAAAAAAGCAGUAAAAAUGGCCGACAAGAAAAUUGGUGAAUAUUACACGCCGCCGGUAAAAAUGGGCAAAUGGGAGGGUUUCAAAAAAUUCCUAUGGAACAGUGAAACUAGCCAAUGCCUUGGACGUACCGGUUCCAGUUGGGCAAAAAUUCUACUAUUCUACAUAAUAUUUUAUGCGGCGUUAACUGGAUUCUUUGCUGCCAUAUUUACGGUGUUCUAUCAAACGUUGGACAGUGAGAAGCCCAAAUGGAUGCUCGACAAUGGUUUGAUUGGAUCCAAUCCAGGUCUUGGCUUCCGACCAAUGCCCCCAGAGGCGAAUGUUGAGAGCACUUUAGUCUGGUACGAGUCAUCGAAGAAGGAUAACUACCAGUACUGGGUCGAUGAAACUGCACGAUUUCUGAAAUAUCACACUUACGAGGACGAGGAUAAACAGAACCAUGUGAACUGCUCCUUCGAGCAUCCCCCACCAGAGGGCAAGGUGUGCGGUGUCGAGGCCUCCAGCUUUGCUCCCUGCACAAUUGAGAAUAACUUUGGCUAUCAUGUGGCCCGGCCCUGCAUAUUCCUCAAGUUGAAUAAGAUUUACAACUGGAUACCAGAGAUUUACAACGACUCAAAAACUUUGCCCAACCACAUGCCCGAUGAGUUGAAGCAGCACAUCAAGGAGAAGCAACAGCUGCGACCAAAUGAGACUGGCGUCGUUUGGGUGUCCUGCGAGGGUGAAAAUCCCGCCGAUGUUGAGAACAUUAAGGCUCGCGAUUACUAUCCACGCAUGGGUUUCCCACGUUUCUAUUUCCCCUUCAAAAAUAUUAACGGCUACAUACCGCCAAUUGUCGCUGUACAGUUCACUGUCGAAACCGGCGUCUUGAUCAACAUUGAGUGCAAAGCCUGGGCCCGCAACAUCAACCACGAUCGCUCGGACAGGAGAGGAUCCGUCCAUUUCGAGUUGAUGGUCGACUAAGAGAAGCGUUAAUCAUCUUGGAGCAGCAGCGGCGGAGAAAGUAGCGAAGGAAAGCGAACAAGGAGAAGGGAGGAGAGUGUUUAAGAAGGAGAAAUAGAAGCAACAAGAACAACAAACCACACACACACAAAGCAACAACAAAAGAGAAUGAUAAUGAAAAAAAGAAAAUGAAAAUGAAAACGAAAACGAAAAAGCAUGAAAAGAGAGAGCAGCAAAUGUAGCAGCAAAGCGUAAGCGAAAAGUUUAACAAGUACAGCCACAACCAAAGAGAACACUAAAAAAUGCUACAAGAAGAAAAGAAAAACCCUAAAAUAAAAGAAAUACAAAAACCUAGCGCUAAAAGAAAAGCAAAACCAAAAAAGAUAAAAAAAACCUACCCAACGCUAACAAAAAAGAACGCCCCACACACACACACACACACAGAUACACCAAACACACGAAUACAAAAGGAAAACCCCUUAAUUUGUUAGGAAAAUUUUUAUUUAGUUAACAAUUUAGGCAAAGAAAACGGAAAAGCGAAAAACAAAAUAAUUGGCAGGCCACAUAAUUUAGCGCAAAUAUUGUAUUAUCAUUGAGAAAUAAUGACAAAAAAACACGGAAGCGUAAACUUAAAUAAAAAUAAAAAAAUUGUUGUUAACAAAUUCUUCUUGGUUUUUUGGUGUAAUUUUUAACAAAAAAAAAAACAAAACAACAAAUAAACGACAAACAGCGAAACUUAAAAAAAACGCAGAGCAGCAACUGUACUUAAAAGAAACCAAAAGGAAAAACAAAAGAAACUUAUUUAAACAAAAAUGCAUAAAAACCAUUAUUUAUAUUUAUAACAAUUAAAUAUAUAUAUAUACACUAUAUAUAUACAAAUUGUACAAUUGGAAGACAUAUAUACUUAAAGAGCAAGAGUCAGUCCCCAUUGACCCAUCCACCAAACCAAUCGAAUAUAAUUUCUUUAAACUUUAAAUUCGUUUUAAAUUUAAGCAGGGCAACCGUAUUCGCAUUCGCAUCCACCACCACAUAAACAAAUAGCAAAGGCGAACAAUUGUUUAAAUACGAAAUUUAUGAGGCAAACCCGAACAUACAUAAGGUGUAGAUUUUUAAAUAAACAAAUAUAAAAGGAAACCCCGUGAAUAAUAAGAGCAAACUGCAACCCAGGCGCGGCAUAGUUAAUAAACCAUACAUAAAUUAAAGCAACCAAAAGAAAAAUGCAUAAAUGAAUGGCAAAAACCAAGACAUAUUUAAAAUUAAUACUCUUCACCUAUUAUUGAAAAAAAAAAAAAAACAAAAAAAAAACAACAAGGAAAAACCAAACCAAACCCAAGAUCAUGAAUGUGAAAAUUGCAUAGAAGACAGAGGAUUAUUGAGGCAAACAAAAGAAAAACAGAUAAACGAGAAAUAGCUGAAAAGUAAAGUACAGAGUAACUGGUUACAAUAACAAUGAAGAGCAUAUAAAAUUAAAAUAUAUUAUGUAUACAACAACCAAAAAGCAAAACCAAAAACCCAGAAAUAAUAAUAAAAACGAAACUUAAUUCAAACUAAAUAAAAACCCAAAACCGUUUCCAUCUCCAUGAUAUGUUUUACAGCUGAGGGCACAAGCAUAGUAGGAUGAUGCUAGGGGAGGCGAGGCGCCCUUUCUUUCGGACUUGACUUGAGAAAUGACAGCGAAAUCGCAUUUCAGAACACCUCAAAACCAACCCACAGAAAACAGAAAACACUUUACUCUUGAUUUACAGCCGGACCGAACAGUCGACUCGGAAUGAAUAAAAGAAAUAUGUGUGUAGGCCUCAACUAACUUGCUAACCAAACGCGCUCUAUUUUCCCAAAUAAGUAAAAAUAAAACCAUUUAAAAAAAAACCAAACAAAACAAAACAACACUCUUAAUGGCAUACCAAAAGCUUAAUAAACUAACCCCCUUUUUCCAUCCACUUUAACUAGUGUAAUUUCUAAGCAGAAGACGAAGGGCAGGCAGGCAGGAGGCAGGAGGUAGGAUGUCAAGGCAGUUUAUCCGAUAAAAUGCCAGGCCGAACAAGUACACGAUGAAUGCCGAAGAGAAAUCAAUAAAUAAUAGUUUAAUGGGAAAUGUUAUACAUAAAUAUAUAUUUAAAAUAUAUGUAUUAUUAAAAGGGUGGACAAACGAUGUAUUAGCCUCUACUUUCAUCAAAGAACUUGAAAUGUAAAUGAAAGCGGCUUAAGAAAUUGCAACAAAUAAAAUACCAAAAAAAUAUGCCUCAAAACGAACUAGAGACGGAAAACAUUCAGCUUUUAACAAUUUCCAAUUAAUUCCCAAGAACUUCCAAAGUUUCCACUGCGUUCCUCUCUGGUUCUGGUAAAGUGCAUUUCAUUGGCAAAAACCCAUUUGUUUAAGUUAUUAAAAGUAUAUAUUUUUAACGAAAUUCUUAAAAACCAAAAAAAAAAGACGACACGCAAAAUUGUUUAAACAUAUAACAAACCAAAAAUAAAUAGUUUUCUAAAAUUUUUGCUAGUGCAUGUUUUCCUAUGACUAAGCUAAAUAAAUUAUGAAAAACGAAAAUGAAAAUGAAAAAGAAAAUGAAGAUAAUUAGUUAAGUAGUCUAAUCAAAUGCCAGCAGCAGAGGUUGUCACUCAACACACACACACAACAGAUUCCUGUUGGGAGAUCGAUCUUUCACCGUAUACUAUUCACAUUCAAUACCCGGCAAUUGCAGACAGAGCUUCAAUUAAAGAUAUACGAGCAUAUAUAUUGUAUUGUAUUGUAUUUAAAGGCCCCCUCAUAGCUAUGCGAUCCUUAGUUUGUUUAGAAGAAUUUCACGCACAAAAUUUGACCUGAAGACGAUACGAUUGAUUUUCUUUCUCUGGUUUUGUUGUCCCCGGCAAAGUGUGUUCCCAAAACCGCCGAUAAAUAUUAAUAGGUUAUCUAGGGUAAUAAAAGAAAAUACAACUUAUAAAAUUAUAAUAAUAGUAACAAAACGAACAAAACCAAAAUAUAAGUACAUGAAAAAAGAUGAAAAACUGCCAAGUAAAUGUUUGACCCUCUAGCUUAAUAAAUUGGCUUGAAAAUUUUUCGAAACGACGUUCUUCUUUCGUUCAGUUCCAGCUAUCCUGUCCGGCAAUUGCCAGGGAAAAUGUUUCGGAUCCACAUCCAAAUCCAAAUCCAAGCCCAAAUUGGGGGGAAGAAUGUGAAAACAAACCCUUUGCAGACUUUGCUCACAUCGAUAGGCGGCAACUACUAGCACACAAUUUAAAUGAAUUAUAUUUAACAAGCAUAUAUAUAAACUGCCAUUUUUUACACCAAGAUGUAAAAAUAAAAAUAUAAAAAAACUAAAACCAAAAAGAAAGCCAACAAAAAAACGACAUUUUUUGUGUGUAAACCGACAAACUGCGAUCAAAAAACACCAAAGGGCAACAACAAUAAAUGUUCAACAUUUUUCACACAAGUUUUUAACGAUAGUUUGAAUAACUUCACCUAAAAUCAUAUAUAGACAAAUUCUUGUUCGACCUUCGCUGAAAGCAAAAGACAAAAAAAACGAAAAAAAAAACCAAAAAAGAAGAAAAGAAAAACCAAAAGUCAGGCCGCAAUUCCAAUUCCUUCUCGACUGGACCCUGGGGAUCCAGUCAGGCGUGUUCCGAGAGUAGCCAGAUCGUAAGGUUUGCACAUUUUUCGGGUCUUCAGUUCAAGGGAUCUCUCACAGAAUGGUGCAACACACUGCGGCGCAUAUAGAAAAACGAAA
Messenger RNA from Drosophila miranda, 5186 nucleotides. It is a transcript of the gene nrv3, whose product is annotated as sodium/potassium-transporting ATPase subunit beta-2. Gene Ontology annotation, biological process: potassium ion import across plasma membrane; intracellular potassium ion homeostasis; intracellular sodium ion homeostasis. Bases 547 to 1488 code for a protein of 313 amino acids. Gene Ontology annotation, cellular component: sodium:potassium-exchanging ATPase complex. The transcript is spliced from 9 exons. NCBI's taxonomy places the organism in Eukaryota, Metazoa, Arthropoda, Insecta, Diptera, Drosophilidae. Gene Ontology annotation, molecular function: ATPase activator activity. The record is from RefSeq and is a predicted model, not a curated record.